Huiozyma naganishii CBS 8797 is the source of this 783-nucleotide messenger RNA. It is a transcript of the gene NMD4, whose product is annotated as Nmd4p. The record is from RefSeq and is a predicted model, not a curated record. The coding region runs from base 1 to 783 and encodes 260 amino acids. The transcript has a single exon. NCBI's taxonomy places the organism in Eukaryota, Fungi, Ascomycota, Saccharomycetes, Saccharomycetales, Saccharomycetaceae.
AUGAGACAGUACAACUUCAUACUGGACGCCUCUGCGUUUGACAGGGGGCUUGGGAACGUGCAAAGGUGGUGCAAGACAUUGGGUGCUAAGUCUCAGCCUGACCGCUCCACCAAGAGCAAGCGCAACCAGAGGGGGAAGAGCAAGGGCGAAGCAGCAGCAGUGGCGAUGGGGAAAGGUCGCCAGGAGGUGCAGUUGAACCUGUACAUUCCAAUGUACACGCUGGCGGAGCUAGACUACUUGAAGUUCAAGCAGAAGUCCUUCAACGCGAGGGAGUCUCUCAAGUUCAUCGACGAGUUGGUUGGUGGCCUUGGUGAGGGCGAGACCACUGAGCAGGGGUUACACGUGGAGCUGGAGUACGAGGAGGUGCUGGACUUGAUCCCAUGGGAGGAGGUGAACAUUCAUGGGAUCGAGUCUUUGAACAAGUUGCCGCGCAGGCUGAAGAACUUGCUUAAGAGCUGCGUUUACAAGUACCGACUGGAGGGGUCCCAUGGGCUCUCGUGGAUAUUCGUUGUAGAGGACCCGCAGGUCAAAGAGUACGCGAUUAUGUGCGAUAUCCCCUGCGCAACUGUCGUCCAAGUGGACGCCACUUUGUCGCAGGAUCUUCAGGACAAGUCCUUCCAAGCGAACGAAAGGUUCAACAAGAUACUACUGAAGAACGCCGUACAGCCAGUGGAUACAACUGAAGGCGGAAACGUAAGAUCCCCGUCAGAAACGGUCGUCAAGACUAGAUUCGAUAAGACAAUGUACGCUGCAAGAGGUUCCGGCAAACUAUGGACUCCCUGA